GGUGUUUCCGGUUGUUGUGUCUUGGUUUCCUCGCUGCGAACUCACCAACGGCGUGCUGCAGCUCGGGGCACAACAGCAAACUGGGCGCGCGGUGGCUUGUACCCGCGGGUGUGAAAUGUCGACUGUUUUCUGGCUUUCUUAGGUCAUUUUUCUGCAUUUUGUGUGGAGCACUUUUGUCCCUUCAGAACGUGUUUCUGGAAGAGUCGUGUUGGCACAGGAGGGGCAAUAAAUGUCGCUAAAGUGUCACCUACCUCAAGGGCCAACCUCCCCCCCCCCUCCGCUUCUUCCAGCAAGAAUCGCUGUACAGCCACGCAUGCGCUGGGGCUUGAUUUGCACAUCUGGCACAUCUUUCCUGGAACCCGAUUUGAGUGCCUGGCGCGGCGCUUUUUUCCCCACUUAGCAGUGCGUUAGUAGUUUCACAAAAAAGCGCGUGCCUCUUUCCUUCUUCCUUCUGCGGAGAGCGUCAACUGCGCAAUCAGGCAUGCCAGGGACUUCGCUGACCAUUUGCCCUCACCCGAGACCCCCGUUCAGCCCGCCGGUUCUGGGAGCCGCCAACACUUCUUUUGGUGUGAACCUCAAGCCCGAUUGCUUGAAACUCUCCAAAUCAUUGUUUUCCACCUCUCUAAUUCUCCGCGUCGGUCGUCGCAGUUUUUUUUAUUCUAAGAAGCAGCAAUGGCUCCGCAAGAAACCGCACCAAGAACACCCGCAACGCCUUCGCCGGCAAAGGUGGCGAAGCAGCGCGAAAAAGAGAUUGCCGCGGCAAAGGAGUGGUACAAGAACGCAGGUCCGGUGACUCAGACCGAAAUGCGGAAUCCCGAGGGUCUUGUGCUUCACGGCCACCACUGGGUCGUUCCCAACGCUCGCGCAAAAGUAGUCCUGUGUCACGGGUACGGCAUGCACGCUCGCUUCGAUUACCUUCGCCACGACCCUCAAAACCUCAAGAGCCCGCCUGUGUACGAAGGCUCUUGGGUGCACAAACUCAACAAGGCACAGUGCAGUGUGCACUGCCUCGACCAGCAGUCUUUUGGCCUGUCGGAGGGGCACAAGGGCAAAAAGAGUCACAUUCUGGACAUUGAGCACCUGCCUCGGGACACUCUCCAGUUCCUCUACGAGCAAGUCCUCCCGAGCCAGGAUCCCAGUCUCCCGAUCUUCAUCUGCGGUGUCUCUCUCGGAGGCUGUAUCACGGCGCGCGUCGUCGAACUCGUAGGAGGCGGCUCCGCCAGCACAAAACACAACGCAGUUCAGGCAUCUAGCAACGGUGCGCUGGAAAAGAAACCUUUGCCACUGAGAGGAGCGAUCUGCAUGGCCCCCCUAUUCCGCAUGGAGAGACUCAAGAAGAAGAAUAAGCAUUUGCUUCCCCUCGCACGGGCUCUCGCUGCGCUUGCACCCUCCCUCGAGGUGGGAAAGCCGGCGAAAAACGAAAUGUAUCCUUUCUUCCAAGACCUCAUCGAAGUCGACCCCCUCUGCUACACGGGCAAGUCCAGAGCGCGACUGUCGAACGAGUUGCUCCGCGUUGUGGACACAGUCCGGGAGCAGGCCCCUUUCUUUUCUUUCCCCGACCCAGCUGUGAAAACGAAGGACUCUCCUCUGCCGUAUCCUUUCUACGUCCCGGAGACCCCGUCCUUGCUGAUCGUGCACUCGAAGAACGACACCUUCGUGGACCCGGAAGGCUCUGUCUGCGUCGCCGCCACGCUUGGCGCAAAGAUGGACGGGAGCCAGGAGACCCUCGAGAAAUAUCAAGCCGAGUACGACAACGUGGUGAAGUCGGGAAAGGUGGUGAACCAUCCAGACGCGAAUCUGUGGCUUCUCGACAACAUGUGGCACUGCCUCUCGAAGGAACUGCCCGAAGGUGACUUGCUGAUGGAUCGUGUGAUCCGUGACUGGCUCGCACCACGAAUUGGUGCUGAUGUCAAUGUGAAGGAAGUGAAGGAGGCUAAAGACGAGGCACCGGAGCAAAAGGAAGAUGGGAUUAAGAUACCACAACCUGAGGAGAUUACAGAACGCAAGGAAGGGGAAUCUCCCUCCCCAGAAGUCGAUAAGGCGCCGCGCGAUGCAGUUCCAACGGCAUCGGAGGCCGCUCCUGCACACUCUGAGGUGGAGGCUCCGGCUGUUCAAUCUGAGUCAACAGCGCCCCCAGCUGGCGAAGGCUCUCCUGCCGCCGAUGUGCCUGCCCGAAGUGAGGCAGAGGGUAAGGAACAGCCGGUUGCUUCCCCAACUCAUGAUGAGUCGGCAGCUGCUGAACCGCAGCAAGCCACACCCGCACCUCAGUCUCAGUCUGCCACACCACAGCCCGGAGAACCAACUAACGCCGCCGAGCAGUCUGUGCUAGCUCAAACUCCCGAGCCCGACAACAGAACGUCGGAGGAGGAAUCCGCAGCUACUGCCAAGAGGCUCUCGAAUCAAGUUGCUGCCGACGAAUGAGCUCGCCGUGAGCCAAUGGAGUUGUACUCAGACGUUAAUUUGUAGCGUAGGCGCAGCAGAGGAGAAAUUGAUGUAACAGGUCGGUCAAGCAUCAACCAUGUAUCGGCUCCGUUCGAUCGGUAAAUUCUAUUUGGGUUUAUCUAUCGGUACAACCGGCAGUCACUCGAAGGAGCCACUGGAAGAUAACUGGAGAGCCACAUGCAUUGAGGAUCCAACAGUCGCAUUUCGUGAUGACACCUGAGUCAGCAUCAUCAGCCGGUUAAACGGGAUCGGGGCAAAUUCGAGUACGGGUCUGGAUCGAGCUCUAGAGAAGUGGAGCCGCUUGUCCGUAAUUCACCGUUGCUUAUCAAUGGUCAUAGUGGCAUUGUUGAAUGCUCCGCUUUGGCUUUUUUGUCGAUGGGACCAGCUCGGAAGCAGUUUAUUCCCUCUUGUUCGAAGGCGGAAAUCCCUUAUGGAACACGCGUUUCUUAUGAUUUUGCGCGAACAACGUAUCCUGUGGUGUCAGCUGAGCAGACUCACUAACUGUUGAAAUCCCGGAUAUAACCGUGAAAAGGUGUGGUGAUUCA
Molecule: messenger RNA, 2987 nt
Organism: Toxoplasma gondii ME49
Lineage: Eukaryota; Apicomplexa; Conoidasida; Eucoccidiorida; Sarcocystidae
Product: phospholipase
Exons: 4
Coding region: 673-2421 (582 amino acids)
Cellular component (GO): membrane
Molecular function (GO): lipase activity
Source: RefSeq, a predicted model, not a curated record